Messenger RNA from Venustampulla echinocandica, 384 nucleotides. RefSeq lists its product as uncharacterized. The record is from RefSeq and is a predicted model, not a curated record. The transcript has a single exon. Lineage: Eukaryota; Fungi; Ascomycota; Leotiomycetes; Helotiales; Pleuroascaceae. Bases 1 to 384 code for a protein of 127 amino acids.
AUGAUCCUGGGACUGGAUGCUACAGUAGAGAUGGAGAGACCUCUACGGAAAAAGGGCAGGAAUAAUACAAGUGCUACCAAAGCCAUGGUCUAUAAAUGCAAUUGUUGCGGCAGGAAGACCAGACAUUCUAUUCCUCCGGCUCCAAAACCACACAGGCCUAAGCCAGGAUCAUUAAAAGCUACCUCCGCCUCCGCUCCACCAUCCGCGAUCUCCCAAAAAACUACGACCUCCUCUACAACGGCAGCUUCAAAUCCCUCCAGCAGAAAGCGGCCUAACAAGAAGCAAGGCGGUUUGAAGGCUCUUCUGGCGAAGCAGAAGGCUUCACAGAGUUCCUCUUCGUCUGGUUUUGGUCUGGAUCUAAUGGACUUCAUGAGCAAAGGGUAA